UAGAUUUGCACAUAUCAGUCCAGUUUGGAACGAUUUUCACAACAAAAUUCUUAUAUUUGGGCUGCAGAAAAUAGUUCUCUUAGAUUUGUUUGAAGUGAGAUAAAAAUAAAAGGGCUCUACUACACACACACCCCUACAAUUUUACUUUUUCUGUCACUACCAAACAAGAUUCCAUUUUUAUUCGUUGAAGUGCAGUGUUUCAAAGGAAGAAACAGCAAGACGAAGAAAAGGUACGAGAGACUCCAAUUGCGUAUGCACUAAGCAGAACAUUGGUGCGAGCUUUUGAAAUUGAACAACAUAAACCAAAACAACAAACAAGACAUGUCAAAGGUUGUUUUUGAACCCCAAAUCCAACAACAAAAAACACGCCUCUUCAUCCCCAAUUUCCUUUCCACCCAAGAAUGCAAGGAAUUGGAAUUUAUUCACAAGUGUAGCAGCACCGUAGGUUACAGACCCAAUGUCUUCUCCACCACUCUUUCUCAUCUCAUUGCCACAAAUUCUUCCCAUUUCAUCAUUCCCUUUAUUCCCAUCAGAGAAAGGUUGAAAGACAAACUAGAAGAGUUUUUCAAAUGUGAGUUUGAGCUCUUUAUUGAAUUCACCGGUUUAAUCAGCUGGAGCAGAGGAGCAAGCAUUGGAUGGCAUAGUGAUGAUAAUCGGCCUUAUCUCAAACAACGUCACUUUUCAGUAGUUUGUUAUUUGAAUACAUAUGGAAAGGAUUUCAAUGGUGGACUAUUUCACUUCCAAGACGGGGAACCGGAAACAAUUAUGCCUGCUGCUGGAGAUGUUGUGAUGUACACAGCUGAUGACCACAAUAUUCAUUCUGUUGAUGAGAUAACUGAUGGAGAAAGACUCACACUUGCUUUAUGGUUCACUCGUGAUGGUUCCCAUGAUGAAGAUACAAAGCUUGUUUCUCUUCUUUCACAACACCUAUUAAAUAAGAACAUUGCUGGUUCAUUACUACCUUUGCCUGCAUCCAGCAAUAUGUACUGGUUUUCUCAGGACCAAGCAUCCAAUGACCAGUUUGGUUUUAAUAUUUGUUGGGCCAGACUGCAUAUUCUCGGAUAUAGCAUAUAUAUUUCUCAAGACAGUGACUGUGACUCUGAUGUCUCUGAAUUAAUGGUACAGCCAGUGUGCUUGGUGAGAGGAAGUGAGUUGCUAGACCAUGAAUUUGUCAAUAUUUUGUAUGCGCUUCAGGUUGUCCAAUUUUAUUGUUGGAAAGGAUCUGCCUUGCAGACCAACACGUUAAAUAUAGAUUGCAAGGUAGUAAAUCUGUUGGAUGCGCAAAGAGAGAGAAUCAGAGGUCUAAAUUCUGUACUUCUGAAUGACGGUGAUUUUGCACCCCAAAUUUUUGGUAGAACAGCUUCCGAUGCGGAAGAAAACCGAUGCAUUAGCUUUAAUUGGAAUGGAAUUGUGGCUGCAAUUGCUGCUUGGGAAGAUUAUGUGUUGAAGUUAAGCAAGCAAAUUAAUUUACAGUUGCCUUACUGGAGAAUGCAAGAUUCUUUAUUUAAUGUACAAUUGGAAGCGUAGUAUCGAUAUCAGCAAGCAUACAUUUUUGAAGUUUUGCUUAGAAAGCAUUAUUCAAUUCAAUGUGCUUUGGGCGAGUUUUAAGACCAUGUUGCUCGGGGAAGAGGUGAGAUGUCCAACUCAAGGUUUUCACAAUAUUUAUCAUAAAUUUAAGGGUUAUGCACACUAGAUGAUCAAGCAGCUACUAUAAAUUAACGCACGCCUUUGUUUCGCCUCCACUCAUCAAAAAAGUUAAUUCCACUACAAUGUUAUGCAAACGACAGUAGCUGAACUUCAUAACGAUGAGGUUCAUGUUAGUGUGAACCAAUUUACAAGAUAUGCUUACAUCUCUUUGUCAGUUAUGUGCUCCGAGAAAUGGUGAUGUCCAUUGAUGUAUGCAUCAUCAUUGUCUGACUGCUCCAAGAAAUUGUAAAAUUUUCAUGCAUUGAUUUCAACAAUAGUAAGAGUCACUAAAGCAUUAUUAUGUGUUUUAAAUAAAAUAGUGUCAUAGUAGUAAAACUUAGGCAUUAUUAUGUGUUUUUACUUAGGAGACACUAAAAUAUGUAUAUUUUGAAUCAUUUUCAGUAUCACAGUAAAAACAUGAGGAAUCUUAAACUA
Molecule: messenger RNA, 2121 nt
Organism: Trifolium pratense (red clover)
Lineage: Eukaryota; Viridiplantae; Streptophyta; Magnoliopsida; Fabales; Fabaceae
Exons: 8
Coding region: 322-1527 (401 amino acids)
Biological process (GO): collagen metabolic process
Molecular function (GO): oxidoreductase activity, acting on paired donors, with incorporation or reduction of molecular oxygen; iron ion binding; L-ascorbic acid binding
Source: RefSeq, a predicted model, not a curated record